This is a messenger RNA of Asterias rubens (European starfish), 4084 nucleotides long. Its product is annotated as short transient receptor potential channel 3-like. Gene Ontology annotation, molecular function: inositol 1,4,5 trisphosphate binding; store-operated calcium channel activity; protein binding. The transcript has 12 exons. The coding region runs from base 204 to 2990 and encodes 928 amino acids. Gene Ontology annotation, cellular component: cation channel complex; membrane. The record is from RefSeq and is a predicted model, not a curated record. Gene Ontology annotation, biological process: manganese ion transport; regulation of cytosolic calcium ion concentration; calcium ion transmembrane transport. Lineage: Eukaryota; Metazoa; Echinodermata; Asteroidea; Forcipulatida; Asteriidae.
UUGCGGUAACACCAUGUAAUGGUAUCUCUAUUAAAUGAGUUCGGUUGUGGAAAGAACCAUUGGUUUCAACUCGACGUUUCGAUCAGUAUGCUCUGAUCGUCUUCUGGAGAAAAGGCUAUAUCUGAUUGAUAAAAUGAAGGGCCAAGCGACAGGGCAAAGACAACCGAAACGGUACUAACCGUGCACCACAAGGACUCCACACAAUGAGACGAAGGGCUUACGAUUCAGUGCUUGCCUCAUUGGGCACAAACCAACAUGACGUACUGGACAAGGAUGAGGUGCGAUUUCUUCAAGCCGUGGAGUUUGGUGAUCUGCCCACCACUCGGACCAUGCUCGACCAGGCCGACAUCGCCGGCCGUUUGCUCAAAUGCACGGACUACAAAGACCGUACCUGCCUGGAGAUUGCCACGGACAGUGAACACUUUGAUAUCGUUGAGCAUCUUAUACAUAUCGGUGGGCGGCAGCUACCAAUACAAAGCAUCAAUGAGUCUUUAAUGUUAGCCAUUAGUAAGGGGUACCUGCGAAUCACACAGACACUCCUUACUCACCCAAUGUUCCAGAAGAGUAAAGAUAAGUUCCGUCUGGGAAGUUUGACAAAUUACUUCCAGCCGAAGAGUAACUCUAAGUUUGAUCAGGAUAUCAGCCCUAUCAUGCUGGCUGCCCAUUGUAAUGAGAUUGACAUUAUACGGUUACUACUGCGACGAGGGGACAAUGUGAAGAAACCCCACCAUAGUCUGUGCGAGUGCACAUCGUGCCAUAACAAACGGCUCUUUGACCCGCUCAAACAUUCCCUAGCUGGUAUUCAUGCUUACCGUGCCUUAGCUAGCCCGGCCUACAUCUCACUGACAAGCCAGGACCCUAUCCUAACUGCGUUCUUACUCAGCCAGGAGUUGAUGCAGCUGUCAAGAAUCGAGAAAGAGUUCAAGAUCGAGUACAGGGACUUAGCCAAACAGUGCAAGAAGUACGCCUCGGAUCUCCUGGACAUGUGUCAGAAUUCAGAAGAGGUCCGUACCAUUCUCAGCCAGAGGGGGAAUACAAUGGAGGGGUUCCAUGCAGCUGAUAGUGAAGAGCAGAUAUAUGGAGAAUUUGAAGAGACGGAGAAUGAAGAUAAAAGCCCAAACGAGAUGGCUCGACUACGCAUUGCUAUUAGAUAUCACCAGAAACAAUUUGUCGCUCAUCCCAACUGUCAGCAUCAGCUCGCUACGAUGUGGUAUGAUGGUUUCCCAGGCUGGCGGCAGAGUGGAUUCAUGUAUAAGAUUCUAUUCACUCUACUCAUUCCAUUGUGUUUGCCAUUCUUGGCUGUUGUCUACUGGGUAGCCCCUAACUGUAAGUUAAGUCGCAUUAUCAGCACCCCUCUGGUGAAGUUCAUCACACACACAGCAAGCUACAUUGUCUUUCUGCUCUUCAUCUUUCUUGGAUCUACCUUAGUCGACCUGCAAUCGUACCAGAGUACAGAUUAUCAGGACUUCAGUGAAGCCAUAUUAAGAUACAACUCUACGUGUUUUCCUUUAUUCAACUAUUCGGAAAUUAACGAUAGUCUGUUCAGCUUACGAACCUCAUCUUUUAAUGUGUUUGAGUUUUUCAUCAUUUUGUUUGUAGUAGGUACUUUCUGGGCGGAGAUUAAACAGAUAUGGGAGGAGGGCCAUCGUCGAUAUUUAGCAUCCGUGUGGAACUGGUUAGACAUUGCUAUGUUGAACUUCUACAUGUCGUCAUUUGCUCUAAAAAUAUGCAGUUAUAGCACAACCAGUGUCGCCAUAAACUUUUUCAUCAGCAAUAAAAGUGCAUGUAGUCUGGUGACUACCAACAACUCACUCGCUGUGCAGAUGUUCUAUUUUAUACAAGGAGACCGCCAUGUUUGGAAGGACGAUGACCCGAUCUUACUAUCAGAGGCUCUAUUUGCCGUUGCAAAUGUCUUAAGUUUCAGUCGUAUGUCUUACGUCCUGCCAGUGAGUGAGUUUCUAGGACCACUGCAGAUCUCUCUAGGUCGAAUGCUGGGUGAUAUAGUACGGUUUGGUGUAGUCUUCUGCGUGGUGUUUCUGGCAUUCUUCUGCUCGUUGUACAAUUUGUACUGGUCUUAUGACCCAGAGUCUACAACGGAUUGUGGGACACAAAAGGCUGGCUACGGAUUUGGCACAUUUGGCUUCACCUUCAUGACGUUAUUUUGGGCUCUAUUCGGCCUGGCUCAACCAGACGAUCCAACUAUCCCAAACAGUGAGCUAUAUGGGGCUGGGAGUGGUCAUCAGUUGACGUCAUUUGUCGGUCAUAUCUUAUUCAUGGUGUAUUUCGUCGUGAUGGGAUUAGUCAUGCUUAAUAUGCUGAUUGCUAUGAUGAGCAAUUCAUUUCAGGAAAUAGAGAGUGACCAAGAUGUGGAGUGGAAGUUCGCAAGAUCGCAGCUCUGGCUUUCCUACUUCGAAAAAGGCGCCACUUUACCGAACCCUUUCAAUCUUGUGCCCAGCCCAAAGAGUUGUUUUUACGUCUACAAAUGGUUACGUCGUCAGUUCACUGAGUUCAAAAAGAGGAAAGAAUCAGGGAGAACUCCUAGAGCACAAAUGCCAAUGAAUGACAGAAGAAAUGGAGUUUUUAACAUCAUGAAUCACUCUGAGUUGCGACGAAAUGAAAGCAUACACGAGAGCAUCAUGAAGGGAGUGGUCAAGAGGUACCUGUUUAAGUUGCAACGGGAGAAAGAAAAUGAUGAAGUCAAUGAAGGUGAACUGGACGAGAUUAAGAAUGACAUUUCCAGCUUGAGAUUUGAACUGAUGGAACAACUUCGCAAGGAGCCUCGAACCCCCACAGCUGCGGCCCCACCCACGAUAAACCUCUCGGAUGUUCACCUACAGGAAACAGCCGUCAAGUCCAUGAGUUUCCACAUUGCGUGUGUUGAGAACAAGGUUGAAAACUUGACCGAACAACUCGAUUUGUUACGUAAGGAUCUCUUGACAGCCCUGGAAGGAAGGAAACCACGUGCGCCCUCACAAGUGCAAUAUAUAUGAACAAAUAAAACAGUUAUGUGUUUCGUUGAACUGUGAGACAGGCGCUCCUCGAAUUCUGAACCAAGCACACUGGAAAGCUCGACGUCUAUAACAGUAUAAGGAGACUUGACGCCAUAGUAGUCGAAAGCUAAACUUUUUGCACAUGCUUUCGACCCCGCGGUGCUCACUCGGUCACUCAUCCUCUCGUGGUGACGUCAUGCACCUGGGGCCAGCCCCAAGUGACCCACUUCCCGCCACUUGGGGCUUACCCGGAUGAGCCCCUGGAAUGACGUCGACGCUAUUCGAACGUUCCGGGGCAGACUAGGGUCGACCCAGGGAAGUUAAAUCAAACGCACCCAUAGUUAUAGCGAAAAGGCAGAAAGCAAUGGAGAAUUGAGUACUGUAUUAUACCGAUGGUUGUCAUUCGAGUGAGUGCAUCACUGCAAGUUGCUGGUCAAUAGUCGACUAAAAAUAAUGUCGGCACUCGAACUUGCUCCUGGUGACUCCAACAAAUUACAGAAGCUCAUAGGAGAUGCAUUGAACAGGUUUUUAUUUUAAGACUGUAUGUGAGAAUGUUUCUUAGACUUACCUUCUCUGAACUAUCCGAUUUAUUUCACCGAAAAUGCCUUUGAACAAUAAAAUACACAGAGGUUCAAGUUUUUGUCAUGCCGGCAGUGGAGCCAUGCAUGAUUAUAAAAUAAUAAUAGCUUAAACUACUUGCAACACUUUACUGACUUUUUGCAUUACCACUGCAAAAAGAGUUUUCCCUGUGUAAAAGCCAAUAGCUAAGGAUACAUUAUUUCCCAUGUUGUGUGAAGUCAUUGUUAACGAUUGGAUGGAUGGUUGGAAAUUUACAUUAUGGUGAUGCAUUUAGUCCAUUAUUUAGACGUGGUCCAAAUUGCACUAUGCUUUAAAUACAGAAGAAGACAUUGUGCAUAAAGGUAUAAUAUACCGGAUGAGUUCAAGGCAUUGGACACUAUUGGUAAUUACUCAAAAUAAUUGUUACCAUAAAACCUUAAUUUGAUGGUUACGAGAAUGGGGAUUGAUUGAUAGUAUAAAACAUUGUGAGAAACAGCUCCCUCUGAAGUGACGAAGUUUUUGAGAAAGAAAGAAAU